Mollisia scopiformis is the source of this 456-nucleotide messenger RNA. RefSeq lists its product as uncharacterized. Bases 1 to 456 code for a protein of 151 amino acids. The record is from RefSeq and is a predicted model, not a curated record. The transcript has a single exon. Lineage: Eukaryota; Fungi; Ascomycota; Leotiomycetes; Helotiales; Mollisiaceae.
AUGGCAAACAACAACAAGAAUGCCGGUUUUGGUGGUGCAACUCCUCUGCUUGGAUCUGGCGGUAAGAGCAAGACAGCUAAAGCUCCAGUUACAUCGCCACCAAGCUCCAGCAAUGCAGUGAUCGCCGAAUACAUCGGACCACUAGAUCCCAGACGCCACUUCGAGUCAUUGAGACAACUGGUUUGGCUCGAUGCAGCCCUCAACGAGCACGAAUACCUUAGGCAAGAGUUCAACCCCGAAGGCAUUGAAUUAUUCGAGCAGAUUGCUUCGGAGUUUAAUAAGGUGUUCCACUUCCACCCACAGAAUGAAGUCGUCUCGAAGUUCAGCCAGCUGCUUCGAGCAGAUCCUACAUUCUAUGCCAACUACUUCCCAGAGGAGCGCAUGUUCCAUGAAGUUCCUGGACUUUCUGGCCUCCCGAAUAUCCAGAACGUUGAUUGGAACUACAGGGGAUAUUGA